Molecule: messenger RNA, 5944 nt
Organism: Python bivittatus (Burmese python)
Lineage: Eukaryota; Metazoa; Chordata; Lepidosauria; Squamata; Pythonidae
Source: RefSeq, a predicted model, not a curated record
GCUUACGAUGGAGGUUUCUUCCGUAGUGCUUUUCCUGGAGUUCAACAAUGGUUUCAGCGUCAGAUGGACUGCGUGAUAAAAGUUAGGCUGAGUGAGAGGCAGGACCUGCACUCACACAUCACACUAAACCACGUGUUUUCCCUUCUUGUCAGACCCAAGACUCACAGUUUGCCUCCAAGGGGACCUGGAAUCCACAGCUUUAAGAACUUUGAUGUGGAGGACUCUCCCAAAUGUUCAGUAGACUGGCUGAUGAUGGGUCCCUCCUCCAAGCGGGAGGAGUACAAAGUCUGCGGAUCUUUCAUCCCUCCUUCGUUCAUCUCUGCCAGGGACCACAUCUGGAUCUUUUUUCACUCAGAUCCAUCAAGUUCAGGGCAGGCUCAGGGAUUUCGCCUUUCUUACAUUCGAGGAAAGAUUGGCCAAGCCAGUUGCCAGUCAGAUGAAUUCCACUGUCUCAAUGGCAAGUGCAUUCCCGCCACUUGGAGAUGCAAUUCCAUGGAUGAAUGUGGUGAUAAUUCUGAUGAGAAAAACUGCAGCGUCCCCCCAACGGAGCCCCAGUCCAGCAUCUGUCCUUCCGGGACGUUCCAGUGCAACAUUGGCCAUUCCACCAAGUGCUUAUUGAACGAGCUGAAGUGUAACACCGUUAAAGACUGCAGUGAUGGCUCUGAUGAAGAAAACUGCCCCGAUCUGUCCUGUGGCAAAAAGCUGAGCAAUUUCUAUGGGUCUUUUGCCUCGCCAGACUUGUUCCGCUUGGACCGGAAUCGGGCCGACCUCUGUUGCACGUGGCAGGUGGACACCCAAGACAACCGCCACAUUCUUCUGCAGCUCAGUUUGCAGCUGGGCUACAAGGAUUACGUGAAGGUGUAUGAUGGCUUAGAGGAGAAAGCCGACAAACUCAUAGAGACUCUCUCGUAUCGGAAUAAUAAGCACUCGGUCAGCCUGGAGUCCUCAAAGGGGCAGAUGACGGUCUUGUAUUAUGCCUGGUCGAAAAGCACUGGCCAUGGCUUCAACGCAACGUACCAAGUGAAAGGGUAUUGCCUCCCUUGGGAGCAUCCUUGCGGCGAUGACGAGGAGUGUUACUCCGAUAAGCAGCACUGUGAUGGGUGGUGGCAUUGCGCCAACGGCAAGGACGAGGAGAACUGUCCCGCCUGUCAGAAGAACGAAUAUCCUUGCGAGGGGAACAGCGGGUUAUGCUACUCUUUGCUCGACCGAUGCAACAACCAGAAGAACUGUCCCAACGGGUCCGAUGAGAAGAACUGCUUUGUGUGCCAGCCGGGCAACUUCCAUUGUGGCACCAACCUCUGCAUUUUUGAGACCUGGCGUUGUGACGGCCAGGAGGAUUGCCAGGAUGGCAGCGAUGAGCACAACUGCUUGGUGAUCGUGCCCCGGAAGGUCAUCACGGCUGCACUAAUCGGCAGCCUGGUCUGUGGGCUGUUGUUGGUGAUCGCCUUGGGCUGUGCCUUUAAGCUCUACUCACUGAGAAGCAGGGAGUACAGGGCAUUCGAAACCCAGAUGACCCGACUGGAGGCGGAGUUUGUAAGGCGUGAAGCUCCUCCUUCUUAUGGGCAACUGAUUGCACAAGGACUCAUUCCACCCGUGGAAGAUUUCCCUGUUUAUAAUGCAUCACAAGCUUCCGUGCUGCAGAAUAUCCGAACGGCAAUGAGGCGGCAAAUGAGGCGGCAUUCCUCAAGGCGCAACUCCUCCCGCCGACGUUUGGGCAGGCUCUGGAACAGAUUCUUUCACAGGCCGCGAGCAAGAGGUCAGGUCCCGCUCUUGCACCCCACGCGCACUUCCCAGACGGUUCUGGGGGACGGGAUCCUCAACUGCACAGACGCGCCUGCCCAGUGUCUCCCCGCUUCUCCUGAAGGGGCUUGCAGCCCAGGUGGAGGGGUUUCCGAAUCUGGAAAUAGCCCCUUGGCACUGGAGGCAGAAGUCCCGGAAGACCCAUCCACAGCGGAUUUGUCAAGUCCUUGCCCGGCUGCUCUGCCAGACUCUGAGAGUGAACACAGCUGCAAGGCCGAAGACACCUCGGAUGGCAGAGUUGCCCAACCCAGCAAGGCAGAUUCAGGAAGAACAUUUAGGGACCCUUUGCUGGAAAGGGUGACAGAAAUUCACCCACCGGGCAGGAUGGUGUGCAGCAGGACAGCUGGAGAGGGCAGACUUUCCCAGCGGAAUCACCUGCUGAGCGAAGAGCUGCAUCAUCGAUUCCCCUUGAAAAACUGGGAGUCUGGGUACUCUGAAAGCUGUGGAAACAUCCCCCUCCGGGGGGGAAACCAACCUAGUGGUGACCCGCAUUCAUGUCACGAAGAACCUUUUGGCAUUCACCCCACUUGUUGCCAUUCCAUGGAAGUGCCAAUAGCAGCCUCCCCUCUCCCCCUUCCCGAAAUCAGUCCCAAUGACGAUGAGUCUUUACUGGUGUGCUAAAGGGUCAUAUUCACAGGUAGAAACCCACAACGACCUCGCGUGCACCAUGACAUCACCAGGCAAAUGGCGCAGGUCCCAUAAUCCGCAUCGUUUGUGCAAUGACACCAUGGUGCACGCCACGUCACUUGCUCCACCAUGUGCAUGCCAUGGUAGUACACCCCACCCUUUGCCCACACGCCCACCUCUCCUUCGUCUCUUUCUUUAUGGCAUGUUGGUCUUCACAAGAGUAGCUUAUAGGCAGCCAGGGAGGAAGUGUGUUCAUAGCCUCUUUCUCUUUUGUCCUCUUUCAGUUACCUAAUGUGCUGUGAUAGAUAGAAGACACCAUGGUUGGCUGGCUCUAGAGAGUAAGGAAGAUGACCUUGACAGAGGUAGACAAGAUCUGUUACCAAAGCAACGAGAGGAGAAAAACAAGCAGAAAGAAUGCAGAAAUGACUCAUACACCUCCCUAAUUCCCAUGGGUAUAAGAAGGGGAGGAGGCAGAGCACAAUCAGACUUGCAAGAUUCCAUUAUUAUAGCCAAUCUCAAUAAAAGUAGUUUUAGCCUUCCCGUGGAGUUGAUUCCUGGUCUGGUCUGAUGAGGCUGACACUGGCUGGCUGGUUUCACAUGUUGUCCAAAAGCUGUAAGAUCAUUGCUUCGGUUUUGAUGUAGUGUCUUGUGUGAACCUAGCCAGCUGUGGUUUAUUCAAUAGACUAUGCUUAACUUAUGGCGGAAGAAGGUCACCCAUAGGGAUUAGAGCUGGAAACUUGAGAACCCCACCAGGUCCCUCUUGAUCAUUUUGCUUUGCAUUUGUGGCUGAGGAGUGGAUAUGCUCAAAGUUUACCAAGGUUGUCCUUUGGCACUUGGUUGCUUGUGUGUAGGGCUAGGUGUGAUACCCUUGAAUAGGUAAGUGUAUUGAUGGGUAAAGAUAAGUCACACAUGGCCCACACUGGCAUGUUUUCUUCCUGUUGAGAAAGAUCACUCAAUAGUUAAGUCUGCCUUCUUUCUAGAACGUAAGAACAUAACCAGUGUCCUGCUGGAUUGGACCCCUGGGCCAUCUAGGCAAGCAGUCUGUUGUCACAGUGGCCAGUCAACUGCCCAGGGAAACCCAUUAGUCUCCCAGCAGAUGGCCUUCAGAAGUAGUCCCACUGCCAUCAAGGCUAAUAGCUGUUGAUCCCCAUCACUUCCAUGAAUUGGUCCAACCCUUUUUUGAAGUCACCCAAGCUGGUAGCCAACACUACAUCUUCUGACACUUGCUGUAGUUCUUCCAUGGUUUUAUUAUCAGGGGGACUUUCUUGUCCCUCGACUUCCCAAUCUGCACAUGUUCUCCAGGGAAAGAAGUAGCCCAGAGUGAUUCCCUCCACAGGUUCACAGAAGCAACCCUGACCUAACAUAGUCCAUCUGUCUUUGACCCCUGCAUAGGUGGGCGCAAGUCAGAGAGGGAAGCCACUGCUAUGGAUAAACCCUUCUCCAUUCUGUUUUGUUUGUAUCUGUAAAAUUUGUUCCCUCUGCUUCUAGAAAUGACAAGUGAGCCUUUCUGCUUCCCAUUCAGAAGCUGUAGGAGACAUGGCUGGCUGACAGAGCUAGCCCUGGGCCCACGUUAUUACUGUAACUGCUUAAGUGAAAAAAAUCCAAUUAUUGCCAAUUUAGAAUAUUGGUUUAAAUUAAAGCUAUAUUUACCCUGCCCUGGAUAAAAUGUUUGACGGGAAACCAAGCCCUUGGAGCUGCACGUCUUUUCUUUCCUUAGGAAAAUAAUAAUAAUAAAGCUACACCCACUAUUUGUUUGUUCCUUUCAUGAUAAAAGUCAAGAAAUGCCCAGGACUGUCAAAGGUUCUGUCUGGUACAUAAAGAGAAGAAUAUUGGGGUUUUUUUUCUAGCGGCUAGGCCACUGUAAUAACAAGCCAAAUUUUUGAGAUAAUGGGUUGGAUCAAAGCUCACAUUAACAAUUUUAAUGUUGGGUAUGUUGCAUCAGUUUUUCAAGGGUUGCUGUUUAAUCUUGUAUCUUGCAUCUCCUUUCUUCCCUGUUCGUUUUUUGAGAAGAUGCCAGCAUUAGAAGGUUGGGGUAUUCUAGGAAGUUUGGGCAGAUUGUCACUUUGACAAUCUCUGGUUUUCCAGUUGAGUUCUGUGAACUGUCCUCAGAAGUUUUCUGGUGUUCAUUAGAGUAACUCAGCAAUUGCAAGGGGUGCAUGUCUUUAAAUAAAGGCCAAACUCAAAUGAUGUUGGCUAUAUAAAUAAGGUUGUGUUAACCCUAAAUGCGUGUGCUCUCUCUGACUCUUGGUGCACUAAUGGAUGGGGUUGUAAACUCUCACUUCUGCCUUUCAAUGCAAGGUACCAAAUUGGAGGAUUCAGAGCCGUGUGCUGUGUGUGAAACCCUUGGAUGCCAUCUCCAGAGAUCUUCAAAAGUAAUUCUGAAUGUGAUAGAUGGAGAAAAUACUUAAAUACACAAAGGAGAGAAGGGUUUAGCAAUCUUUUCAGAUGCUGGAUAUAUCGUACAAUUUUGCAGGAUGGUGUGGGUAUAUCAUGCGAUGAUGGUGGUGAUGAAAACUUUUUUAAAAUCGCCAGAAGCUGGCAAGAGGACAAACUGUGGGAUUUUGAUGUUCUCACCUGAAACCUCAUAAGGUUUUAUUUUUAAGUAAGAUUUAAAAAAAAAAUUGUUUGAGGAGCCCUCUGGACACCACGUGAGAGUGUUGUGGGAGUUUAAAAUCCCAUCACUGCUGAAAAGUAAUCAUAUUAACUAUAUUAUAGUUUUAAUGUUAAUAGAAUAAAAUCAAAUUUGGCUUUAUUUCUUGCCCUUCCUUACUGUUUUGGGGAGUGUGGUCCCCCAGCACACAAUUCAAAGGUCAAAUGUGGCCCCUGAGUCAGAAAAACCCGUGCACUUGUUUUAAGCAACCCACAAAUCUGUGUCACAUCCAUAACCAGACAAUGUUUUCUCCAAAUUCUGCUUAGUGAACACAGGCAUUUGAAACCAGCUUGACCUUGGCUUGAUCUCAGUUUGAAUAAACCACAGUUUCCCAUGCCAUAAGGGGCGGGUUAAUUUAAAAUAAAAAGGGGAUGGUUCUGAUUGGGACAUGAAAGAGAAAAUGGAGCAAAACAGCAUGAUCUUUUUCAUGCUUGUUUCUCUUAAACUGAACUGGGCCAAGAUAUCCAAAGCGAUAAUAGGUACUCUAGAUUCCUUUGGUUAAUACAUUUUUCCAUAAAAUAAUCCUAUGUGAAUUAAUGUGGUACCCUUGAAUUUGCUACAGAGUUCUUUUCCUAAGAAUUCCACGGUCAGCUUAACAUUGAACGGGUUCACGAAGUAGAAACGUUAGGGAAACUGCCAAGGUAAAUUAAACGUCAGGCCUUCAGGCAAACUCAAACAUGGUUGCUGGAUUUGACCACAACCACAACCUGUUGCUCUUCUUCCUCUCCUUUUCCUUCUUAUGACUGGUAUUUGUUGAAAUUAACUUCCCUUAUCUUGAAAACCAGCUUUGUGUCGUGUGGAUUGAUGCCUUUGCUUUCUUUAAAAGCAGAAAUACUGAUUUUAUUUUAUUUUUUUAAGCAAAGAAAA